GCUCUGGCUCCCGCUCCAUUGUCUGGGAACUGCAGCCGCCGGGCGGGCGGACCUGCGGACGCGCAGGCAGCACCGGGGACUCACCCGGCCUGGAGAUGCCGGGCGGACCGCGGCCACCUGAGCCGCCCGCCUAGUCCCCGCCUUCCUUGGGAAGGAUGUGCGCCUGGAUGGCGGGGCGCACGGCCGCGGCUCCCCGGGGGCCCUGCGGCCCCUGGCUCUGCCUCCUGGUGGCCUUCGCCCUGGACAUCGUGAAAGUGGACUGUGACCAGGACCCCCUGGACCCAGUCUACCUGCCGGCAGCCCUGGGACUCCUGGAUGCCCCUGAGCACUUCCGUGUGCAGCAGGUGGGCCGCUACCCCCCUGCCAACUCCUCUCUGGGCUCCCGAUCUGAGACCUUUCUGCUCCUGCAGCCCUGGCCCAGGGCCCAGCCACUUUUCCGGGCCUCCUACCCACCCUUCGCCACUCAGCAGGUGGUCCCUCCUCGGGUCACUGAGCCACACCAACGGCCAGUCCCAUGGGACGUGAGGGCCGUGUCAGUGGAAGCGGCCGUGACUCCAGCAGAGCCCCACGCCCGUGUCCUCUUCCACCUCAGAGGGCAGGAUUGGCCCCCAGGGCCUGGCAGCCUGCCCUGCGCCCGGCUCCAUGCCACACACCCGGCAGGCACUGCUCACCGAGCCUGCCGCUUCCAGCCAUCCCUGGGCGCCUGCGUGGUGGAGCUGGAGUUCCCUUCACACUGGUUCUCCCAGGGCUCGGCCACCCGGGCAGAGCUGGCCUACACCCUGGAGCCAGCAACUGAGGGUCCUGGGGGCUGUGGCCCCGGUGGGGAGGAAGACCCCAGGGAGCAGGCACUCCCAGUGGGCAGUGUGGAGCUGCGCCCAGCGGACCCCCCACAGCACCAAGAGGUGCCCCUGGAUGAGGCAGUGACUCUGCGGGUGCCUGACGUGCCUGUGCGGCCCGGCCAGCUCUUCAGCGCCACCCUCCUGCUUCGGCACAACCUCACAGCUGGUGUCCUGACCCUGCGGAUCAAGGUAAAGAAGGGGCUGCACGUGAUGGCUGCCCGCCUAGCCCAGCCCACCCUCUGGACUGCCAAGCUGGAACGCUUCAAGGGCUCCAAGCACCACACCACGCUCAUCACCUGCCAUCGAGUUGGGCCAGUGGAGCCAAAUUCCAGCAGCCCCCUUGAACUGUCCGAGUUCCUGUGGGUGGACUUUUUGGUGGAGAAUGGCACUAGUGGGGGCGUGGCGGUCACUCGCCCUGUCACCUGGCAGCUGGAGUACCCAGGCCAGGCCCCCGAAGCAGAGAAGGACAAAAUGGUGUGGGAGAUCCUGGUGUCAGAGCGGGACAUAAGAGCCCUCGUCCCACUGGCCAAGGCUGAGGAGCUCGUGAACACGGCACCGUUGACUGGAGUGCCGCGGCGCGUCCCUGUGCGCCUUGUCACCGUGGACAGUGGUGGAGCUCUGGUGGAGGUGACAGAGCACAUCGGCUGUGAGUCGGCCAACACACAGGUCCUGCAGGUGUCCGAGGCCUGUGACGCUGUGUUUGUGUCUGGCAAGGAGAGCCGGGGCGCUCGAGGGGUGCGGGUGGAUUUCUGGUGGCGCCGGCUGCGGGCCUCGCUGCGGAUGACUGUGUGGGCCCCGCUGCUGCCCCUGCGCAUCGAAGUGACUGACACCACCCUCGAGCAGGUCCGAGGCUGGAGGGUACCCGGCCCAGCGGAAGGGGCGCCGGAGCCAGAGGCUGCGGGGGUAGAGGAAGCGGAGCGGCGCGCCCGCGGCUGCCGCCUGCAGUACCAGCGUGCCGGCGUGCGAUUCCUCGUCCCCUUCGCGGCCCAUCCGCUGGACGGCGGCCGCCGCCUCACCCAUCUGCUCGGCCCGGACUGGCUGCUGGACGUGUCCCACCUCGUGGCACCGCACGCUCGCGUGCAAGACCCGCGCGUAGCCUCGCUGGAGGGAGGCCGGGUCCUGGUGGGUCGGGAGCCCGGUGUCACCUCCAUCGAGGUGCGCUCCCCAUUGUCUGACUCCAUCCUCGGGGAGCAGGCGCUGGCUGUGACGGAUGACAAGGUCUCGGUGCUGGAGCUGCGAGUGCAGCCGGUGAUGGGCAUCUCACUGGCCCUAAGCCGGGGCACUGCCCACCCGGGGGAGGUCACAGCCACGUGCUGGGCGCAGUCCGCCCUUCCCGCCCCAAAGCAGGAGGUGGCCCUCUCCCUGUGGCUGUCCUUCUCUGACCACACCCUGGCCCCUGCCGAGCUCUACGACCACCAUGACCUGGGACUGUCCGUCUCGGCUGAGGAGCCCGGGGCCGUGCUGCCAGCCGAGGAGCAGGGUGCCCAACUCCGGGUAGUGGUGAGUGGGGCGGGCACCGAGGGGCUGCCCCUGCACGUGGCUCUGCACCCCCCAGAGCCCUGCCGCCGCGGCCGCCACCGUGUGCCCCUGGCCUCUGGCACUGCCUGGCUGGGGCUGCCCCCUGCUCCCACCUCAGCCCCUGCCCUCCCAUCCAGCCCAGCUCGGAGCUCAUCGCCAGCCCCAGGAGCCAGCGUGGGUGGAGGACGGUGGGCAGCAGGCAGCAUGGGGGGCAGCGGGGAUGUGAGGGGCAAGUUCGAGCAGACAGAGGAGGAGGCCAGGAAGGAAGAGGCAGAAGCUAGGGAGGAGGAGGAGGAGGAGGGAGAGGAGGAGAUGGUCCCCACCCCUCAGCGGGUCACCGACCUAGAGCUGGGCAUGUAUGCCCUUCUGGGCAUCUUCUGUCUGGCCAUCUUCAUCUUCCUGGUCAAUGGCGUGGUCUUCGUGCUGCGCUACCAGCGCAAGGAGCCUCCCGACGGUGCCACUGACCCUGCCUCCCCCCAGCCCCACAACUGGGUCUGGCUGGGCACCGACCAGGAGGAACUGAGUCGCCAGCUGGACCGGCAGUCCCCUGGCCCGCCCAAGGGGGAGGGGGGCUGCCCCUGUGAGAGUGGGGGAGGAGGGGAGGCCCUGACCCUGGCCCAGGCCCAGGCUCCUCCUACUGGGGGCACCACCAGCUCCUCGGGCACCCUGGCCAGGAAGGAAGCCGGGGGGCGGAGGAAGCGUGUGGAAUUUGUGACGUUUGCGCCAGUGCCCCCGGCCCAGCUGCCCGAGGAGCCGGUGGGGGCUCCUGCCGUGCAGUCCAUCCUGGUGGCAGGCGAGGAGGACAUCCGCUGGGUGUGUGAGGACAUGGGGCUGAAGGACCCUGAGGAGCUGCGCAGCUACAUGGAGCGGAUCCGGGGCAGCUCCUGACCCUCCCAGCCUGCCUGGCCCUGCGCCGUGGGCCUCCAGCCCGGGCAGCCUCCCGUUCAUCCUCUGGUGCUUGUUGAUCCGAGUCCCUGCCUGGUCCCUUGCCGGGACUCCCACCCAGGCCCCCUCUGCCCUGCCCCUUGUCAUGGACCGUGGUCGUGAGGAAGGGCUCGUGGCCCUUAUUUAUGAGAACCAUUUCAUCCUAACGUUGGAAUAAACUGAGAAGGAAACUCCA
Bubalus bubalis (water buffalo) is the source of this 3477-nucleotide messenger RNA. It is a transcript of the gene TMEM132A, whose product is annotated as transmembrane protein 132A. Lineage: Eukaryota; Metazoa; Chordata; Mammalia; Artiodactyla; Bovidae. The record is from RefSeq and is a predicted model, not a curated record. Bases 156 to 3245 code for a protein of 1029 amino acids. The transcript is spliced from 11 exons.